CCACCGCCCCUCACGGUUCCCGCCCGCCCCUCGCCGCCGCCGCUCCCGAUCGCCCCUCCCGCGCGCACCUCGCGCUCAGGUGCCGUCCCCCCGCCGCAGACGGCACCGCUCUCCGGCCCCGCCAUGGUGCGGCGAAGGCGCGUCUCGCCGUUCUCGCCGCUGGGCGGGCGCCCUCCUGCAGUCAAAGCUGGAGGUAUGAGAGUGUCUCAAAAGCAAGAACAUGGACCUGUUGAGAAAAACACUAAACCUCCAGGAAAAGAAAAAACAAGUGCUAUUGCUAGUUUUUCAAAAUCUCAGAACAUGGGCGUCUUGCUAGCAGAAGUGCUGAGCAAAAUGAGCCACAAAAUUCAUGCAGCAGCAUUACAAGUGACUCACCGAAAACCACAGCCUGCCUUGGAGAAGUUCGUACUGCCUAAAAGAAUUUACAUUAUUCAACAGCCACGGAAAUGUUAAGAUACUCAUUAAAAUACUCAUGUUUACUUAAAAGUGAGUUUCUAUUCUAAAUAGCACACUGUUGUAAAAUGAUCAAAAGCUAUGUGCCUUGUAUCUUACUGUAUUUCUGUUACUGCCAAUAAAACACUUUAUAAGAAGAGUUGCUAAAUGAACUCGGGAUUUAUUAAAAUAUCAUGGCUCUGUCUAACCCGG
Messenger RNA from Chroicocephalus ridibundus (black-headed gull), 645 nucleotides. RefSeq names its product death associated protein like 1 (gene DAPL1). The transcript has 4 exons. The record is from RefSeq and is a predicted model, not a curated record. NCBI's taxonomy places the organism in Eukaryota, Metazoa, Chordata, Aves, Charadriiformes, Laridae. Gene Ontology annotation, biological process: cellular response to amino acid starvation; negative regulation of autophagy; apoptotic signaling pathway. Gene Ontology annotation, molecular function: death domain binding. Bases 124 to 453 code for a protein of 109 amino acids.